AGAAAAUAGUUCGGCUUUGUUAUUUGUCUGAUGAUGAAAUUCUUAAUAUAUUUGAUGCAUAUAGUUGCUUUUCUAUAUAUUGUUGUAGCACAACAAACACAAGAAAACAAUACCAACAGUCAUAAUGGUGGAAGCAACAACAAUAACUCUGGAUCUUUUUUUCAAAGUAACGGAUCACUAACUGGAAACAACGGAUCAAAUUAUAGUUUGAUGAAUGGCUUUAAUGCGCGAUCAGUACCAUCCUAUUCACUCGGGGCUUUUGCCAAGGUGAAUUGGUUCACUGCACAGAGAAUUUGCAAAUAUAAUGGAUUAACAUUGGCAAGUAUUACAUCUGCAGCUGAAGCAAAAGAAAUAAGAAGUUUGAUUCGUGACAGUGAAAUAGUUAGUCCUAGUGAAUUAUUCUGGAUUGGAGCUACCAAAUAUCCUGAUAAUGGUGAUUACUGGUCAUGGUUUGGUACUGGUAAUCCAGCUACUUAUACCAAUUGGGCAACUGGUCAACCCAAUAGCCGUUCCGAUUACUGUCUUCAAGUUGGUUCAAGUGGCUGGGAUGACAAAAAUUGCAACAUCCAAGCUUACUUCAUAUGUCAACCGUCAACAUGUUGAAAUUAAAAAUAUUGAAAUAAUGUGUUUCAAAAUACAUCAAUAAAAUAAUUAAA
Molecule: messenger RNA, 656 nt
Organism: Teleopsis dalmanni
Lineage: Eukaryota; Metazoa; Arthropoda; Insecta; Diptera; Diopsidae
Product: C-type lectin lectoxin-Lio3-like
Exons: 2
Coding region: 31-603 (190 amino acids)
Biological process (GO): biological process involved in interspecies interaction between organisms
Cellular component (GO): external side of plasma membrane
Molecular function (GO): carbohydrate binding
Source: RefSeq, a predicted model, not a curated record